GUAAAACGUUCCAUUUAUCCAAAUCAAAGAUGUUCUUCGUUUACUAGCAAGUCUUCAGCCAUCGCCUCUGUCUCUUUGCUUGCAACCAAUUUCUGUUUUUUUGGUUGAUUUUAACUUCUUCAUCAUUCCAUUCCAAUUUCCAAUACCCAAUUCUUUAUUCUCUAUUCUCUUCCAGAUCUCCUACAUUUCAAUCCCCAAGUUUCCGUCUUCAAAUUUCACGGGCUUCCUUUUCAUAGCUUCUAACUUUUAUGCCGGGGACAACGACAAUCCAUCUCCCCUCCUAAAAUAUGGACAGAACCGGAUCCUUCAAUCACCAUACUUCAUCCAACGAUUCCCAGAAUUCUUGGAAUCCAGAUACUGGAUUUGGCGCCAAUGAUCGGAGGUUCGCUUUCUCCCGUCAAGCUUCCUCUAAGCAAUGGCAAGACUUGCCCCCCCAUACUCCUUUUUCUAUCAACUCCGACGAUUCCGCCAAGCCUUUGCUUUCGCGGAAUAUGUCGAGCAUAAACAUUCCGCCUGGGGGAUACUUUCCUUCUGAAAGUAACAAAUUUUUUAGUGUAAAGGAUAAUUCAGGUGAUAAAUUAUCGGUUUUGUCUCUUGCUUUUUCGAUUUUGGAGAAUGUGAGAUCUGGGAAUCGGUAUAUGAAGAGGCUGUUUUUGAUGAUUUCGCUUAAUGUUCUGUAUUCGACUGCCGAGUUAGCUAUUGGUCUCCUUACUGGUCGUAUUGGUCUGGUUUCUGAUGCAUUUCAUUUGACUUUUGGCUGUGGCCUUCUAACAUUUUCAUUGUUUGCGAUUUCUGCCUCUCGGAGUAAGCCCAAUCAUGUUUACACCUAUGGGUACAAGAGACUAGAGGUUUUGGCUGCAUUUACUAAUGCUCUAUUUCUUCUGUUCCUGUCAUUUUCGUUAGCCGUGGAAGCACUUCAUGCUUUUAUACAAGAUGAAUCUGAACACAAGCACUACUUAAUUGUCUCAGCCGUAACAAAUUUGUUGGUCAAUCUUAUUGGUGUUUGGUUCUUCAGGAACUAUGCUCGCAUUAAUCUUGUGUACAGAAAAGCUGAAGAUAUGAACUACCAUUCAAUUUGCUUGCAUGUUCUUGCAGAUUCUAUCCGAAGUGCAGGUCUGAUACUGGCGUCCUGGUUUUUGUCUCUAGGGGUACAAAAUGCUGAAGUUUUGUGCUUAGGACUGGUUUCAGUUGCAGUCUUUAUGAUUGUCAUGCCUCUCUUUAGAGCAACCAGUGGUGUUUUACUUCAAAUGGCACCGCCUAGCAUUCCAACUUCGGCAUUAAGCAAGUGUUGGAGACAGAUUACAUCCCAUGAAGACAUAGUAGAAAUCACUCAAGCGCGAUUUUGGGAAUUAGUACCUGGUCAAGUUAUUGGCUCUCUCUCUUUAACGACAAAGAAAGGAAUGGGCAGUCGCCAAGCACUUGAAUUUGUGCACGAUAUGUAUCAUGAAUUGGGCAUACAGGACUUAACAGUGCAAACUGAAGAUGCUUGAGUUGCUGCUGCUUCAUAUUUCUCCUCAUUCACCCCUUUAUUAAUGGUGGUCGUAUCUUUAGGUUACCCACACUAUCAAUUUUUUGAACGGGUCCUCAUUAGGUUUAUGAUAUAUACCAAUAUCUCAAACAUGUUCCUCAGCGUUGAUGAUAGCUGAUAAAUGUCUUAAUUUUAAAUUUUUUCCUCGUCUCUUCCCAUAUCUUGCGGCAUUCUUAUAUGGACUUCAUUGUUCUAAUGUAAAGUUACGGUAGCUUUAGAUAUAGAUAGGUAACCGUAGUGAAAUUUUGUUGAGGAUUAUAAAAUUGGUUUAAGGAUUAUGAUUAAUUAUUUUAUUA
Molecule: messenger RNA, 1824 nt
Organism: Cucumis melo (muskmelon)
Lineage: Eukaryota; Viridiplantae; Streptophyta; Magnoliopsida; Cucurbitales; Cucurbitaceae
Product: metal tolerance protein C2
Exons: 10
Coding region: 288-1490 (400 amino acids)
Biological process (GO): transmembrane transport; intracellular zinc ion homeostasis; zinc ion transport
Cellular component (GO): membrane; Golgi apparatus
Molecular function (GO): zinc ion transmembrane transporter activity
Source: RefSeq, a predicted model, not a curated record